Aspergillus fijiensis CBS 313.89 is the source of this 1495-nucleotide messenger RNA. RefSeq names its product FAD/NAD(P)-binding domain-containing protein. Gene Ontology annotation, biological process: secondary metabolite biosynthetic process. The record is from RefSeq and is a predicted model, not a curated record. The coding region runs from base 1 to 1293 and encodes 430 amino acids. Gene Ontology annotation, molecular function: FAD binding. NCBI's taxonomy places the organism in Eukaryota, Fungi, Ascomycota, Eurotiomycetes, Eurotiales, Aspergillaceae. The transcript has 2 exons.
AUGCCCACCCCACUCCGCCCCGAACCCAUCGAGAUCGCCAUCAUCGGCGGAGGGAUUGUCGGCCUGCUCCGGCGCGGGAUCCAAGUGACCGUCUACGAGCAAGCACACGGCUUCCGCGAGAUCGGCGCGGGGAUCGCCUUCACCGCGAACGCCAUCCAGUGCAUGGAGCAGCUGGACCCGGCCAUCGUGACGGCGCUGCGGUCGAGCGGAUCGGUCGCGACCUCCGCGAGCAACGCGGGGGUGAAGGAGGCCCAUGACUACCUGCGCUGGAUCGACGGGUACAACCAGCUUGAUCCGAAUGAUCCCGCCUACCAGCGGAUGCUGUACCAGAUCGAUGCCGGAUAUCGGGGCUUUGAAGGGUGUCGGCGGGUCCAGUUCCUGGAGGCGUUGGUGAAGGUCGUGCCGCCGGAGGCCAUCUGGUGUCGACGAUGCUUGCAAUGGAUUGAGGAACGCGGGCUGGAUGAGAAGAUUGGACUGGGGUUUCUAGAUGGGACGCGGGUGGAGAUUCUCUUCGGGGAAGGCAGCCCCGUCUCAUACCCGCACUACACCCACGAGGUGGCCUACCGCACGCUCAUCCCGAUGGAGGCGGCCAUCGCGGCGCUGGGCGAAUACAAGGCCCGGAACCAGCACAAUCACGUCGGCCCGCGGGCCCAUCUCAUCCACUACCCGGUGGCCAACAAUACUCUGAUCAACGCCACGGCGUUUGUCAUGGAUUCUGGGGGCUGGCUCGAUGACAAGCAGAUGGUGGCGCCGGCCUCGCGCGGGGAGCUGGAGGCAGCAUUUGCCGACUGGAGUCCCUGUGUGCGCAACGUGAUCCGCUUGUUCCCCGAGGGGCUGGAGAAAUGGGCGUGCUUUGAUCUGUGGGAGUACCCGGCACCGUAUUAUAGUCGGGGGAAGAUCUGCCUGACCGGUGACGCGGCGCACGCUUCUACUCCACACCACGGGGCCGGGGCAGGAAUGGGGAUUGAGGAUGCGCUGUGUUUGUCGAGUCUUAUGGUGGAGGUGGUGGAGAUCAUCCGCAAGCAGCCGACGCUCAAGGGGACCGUCUUGGAGACGGCCUUUGAGACGUUUGGUGCUUUCCGCCGCACGCGAACCCAGUGGCUGGUGAACAGCAGCCGCACGGUGCGUGAUUUCUACCAUCAGAUCGAAUGGGGCGAGCCGUCCAAAUGGGUCAAGGCGGAGACUUGCUUUGAAGAGCUCAAGGCCCGGUUCCAUAAGAUCUGGUAUUUCGAUGAUGAGGCGAUGAAGGCGGAGGCCGUUGGGCUGUAUAGGGAGAAGAUGGGGGUGGACUAGACUUGAUGGCGCAGCAACACUGUCGUAAUAAUGCAGCGAGAUUGACCCUGUAUGAAUGGCUGAUGUGCGGCACAAGGACACAAGCAACUUUCGGAUAUACACAAUCUUACUUGGCCAUCUGCUAACACUUCUUGUCGAGCUGCCGUCGUAGCGAAAUCUCAUACUUUCUUUUCAUCUACUGUGCCCAGAAAAUCCAGCCCUG